UGGGCAAUGUCGUCUCCAAGCCGGCGCCGGGAGAUGGAUGUGAUGAAGCUCAUGAUGAGCGAUUACAAGGUGGAAAUGCUCAACGAUGGCAUGAACGAGUUCAUUGUGGAUUUUCAGGGUCCAGCAGACAGAAUUCUAUUGCCAGGUCCUUAUGAGAGUGGAGUGUGGAAGGUCCGCGUUGAGCUUCCCGACUCUUAUCCCUACAAAUCGCCCUCCAUUGGAUUCGUGAACAAGAUCUUCCAUCCGAAUGUCGACGACUCGGGAUCUGUUUGCCUGGAUGUGAUCAAUCACACUUGGAGCCCCAUGUUUGACCUCGUCAAUGUUUUCGAGUCAUUCCUUCCGCAGCUGCUGCUGUAUCCAAAUCCAAGUGACCCUUUGAAUGGCGAGGCCGGGUCGCUGAUGAUGAGGGACAAAGAAAAGUACGAGCAAAAGGUGAAAGGUAAGAAAUCCUCUAGUUUAGCUUUGAAGUUCUGUGGUGUGCUUUGGAUUAUAGAGUACUGCGAGAGAUAUGCCAAGCCCAAAGAUGCGCAAACCGCUGUGGAAGAGAGCAGUGACGAGGAGAUCAGUGACGAUGGCUACACGUCGAGCGAAGACGACACCAUGGGCUGGCAAGCAGACCCGUGAGGAAAGAAGACGAGAAAACGUCUGAUUUGUAAAUAGCCAGAUUGUACAUAACAUCGUCUUGAUUGCCAAAUGUAAGUAGCUCCAACGUA
This is a messenger RNA of Selaginella moellendorffii, 713 nucleotides long. Its product is annotated as ubiquitin-conjugating enzyme E2-23 kDa. The transcript has 5 exons. Gene Ontology annotation, cellular component: nucleus. Gene Ontology annotation, biological process: ubiquitin-dependent protein catabolic process; protein polyubiquitination. The record is from RefSeq and is a predicted model, not a curated record. Bases 7 to 624 code for a protein of 205 amino acids. Gene Ontology annotation, molecular function: ubiquitin conjugating enzyme activity. Lineage: Eukaryota; Viridiplantae; Streptophyta; Lycopodiopsida; Selaginellales; Selaginellaceae.